Molecule: messenger RNA, 2649 nt
Organism: Tetrahymena thermophila SB210
Lineage: Eukaryota; Ciliophora; Oligohymenophorea; Hymenostomatida; Tetrahymenidae
Product: cyclic nucleotide-binding domain protein
Exons: 5
Source: RefSeq, a predicted model, not a curated record
AUGAGUCAAUCAGUUCAAUUUAAGGAUUUACUUGCUUCUCUAAGAAAGAGUCCUAAUUAGAGAUCAUUAGAAGAUGUGCUUAUUAUUAAAAACUAUUUAAUGACCAUAUAGUUUUUGAAAGAUUCUUUUAAAGGAUAAGAACAGAGUUUUGAAUAAUUGUCAAAAAUGUUUCGUUUGGAAAUUUUUGAUGAGGACUAAACUAUCUUUCACAUUGACUCAAAAGGGGAUAAGUAUUAUUUGAUUCUCUAAGGAUAAGUAGGAAUUUACAUAAGACCUCCAAAACAAAUUUCCAAAGGUGAAACUAAACUAAAACUUUCAAAAAAGAAAGAUGAUCAAACUCAAGAUAAUAAAUUAGAUAAAAAUAAAGAUAGUCGCAAAGAUGUUGAUGAAAAAGAAGAAAGUUUAUAAUUUAAAAAAAAUAAUCAUCUUGAUUCAUUGAUAAUGGUCAAACAGCUUUAAGAAGGAUAAACGUUUGGUGAGAUGGCUUUGAUUUAUAAUUAGCCCAGAUUGGCUACUAUACAUACCUUUUAAGAAACUAUACUAGCAGUUUUAACAAAACGUGAUUUUAGACUAAUAAUGAAGAAAGCAGAAAUGAGAUAAAUUAAAGGAGAAUUGAAGUUUUUGAAAUAAGUUUAUCUUUUUCAAUCUUGGAGUUAUGAAAAUCUUAGAGACAUAUAUUUAAAUAGCGAAUAAGUACAAUUAUAGAUUGGUUAAAAUGUUUUUAAGGAAGAUGAUCCUGCUGACUCCAUCUACAUUAUCAAAAGAGGCUCCUUUUUACUGAGUAAAUAGGUAUAGCUAGCUAAUACUCAAUCAAACGUAGAUGGCUUGAUAAAAAACUAAAACUUAAUAGGAAAAAUUGGAUAAUUAGGAGAGUGUGAUGUAUUUGGAGAAGAAGAGUUUGUUUCUUUGAUCAAUUUAAUCUUCAAAGAAAAUGAUUAUGAUGAGAAUUCUUAUUUCGACUAACAAAACCAAUAAUUGGAGUAGUUUAUUUUUGAAAAUUAAAAAACAAAUCGGUUUUCAACAGUGACUUGUGACAGUAGGGAAGGAGGAACUCUUAUCAGAAUUAAAAUAAAUGAUUAUUUACUUCGUAUUCUUAAUUAUUCUGAAACAAGAAAAAUUGCACUCAAUUCAAUAAAGCAGAAAAUUGCACUUCAUUCUUAAGUGCAUGAAAGAAACUGUGAAACUUUUGUUUUUUACCAGAAAUAUCUAAUUAGAGGAGAUCCAUAGUUUUUUAAAAAUCCUCUGAGUUCAAUGGUUUGUCAAAAUGCAAUAUAUUCAAAUAAUGCUACAAUUGAUUAACCUAAUUACUAAGGUAUUAAUUCAGAAAGAAAAAAAGGAAUAAGCCCCAUUGAGAGUCCAAUUUUCUCAGAAUCAGUUACAAUAACAAAAGAUUUAAAAUAAAAUAAUAAAAAAAAUUAAUCAAGCUAGGAAAGAAAUUAAAAUGGGAGAGUUAGCUCAAGGGCAAACAAUAAAUACUCAAAUUAAGUCAAAUCAAAUGAAAAUUUAGAUAAUCUCACAAUCCAAGCAUCUAACUAAGUUAAAAAUAGUUCCCAAAAAUAAAAACUUAAAAAAUAUAAAUUCUAAUUUAUAUCUGAAUAGUGUGAUGAUAGCAUUUUUACUGAAAAAAUACCAGAAAAUUUAAAAUAAAUUCAUAAAGAAAGGUAAAAAUAAAAGUACGAAGCUAUGUAAAUAUACAAAUACGAAUAGACAAAUUAUUAAAAAGUAUAGUUAAAUCAUUUUAAAAAUAAAUACAAUUAAAAUGAAAUCCCUUAUUACAAAUAAAAUGCAUAUUCCAAAAGCAUAGAACCAAUUAUAUCAAAUAAAAUAGCAAAAUUAGGAUAUAAAGUCAUCAAAUUAAAGGAUUAAGAAAUAGAAAAUUAAAAUGGAGAGUAUUAUUCAAUUGAAGAUCACUUUUCUAAUCAGUAGACUUAAAGGAAUGAAAUAAGCAAUUUGAUGUAAAUAACUAGUUGUGGAGAUAAUUGGAUAAAUAGCAGUUCUAUUGACUAAAAAAUAAAUUUAAACUCUCAUUAAAUGUAAAAGACCAAGAAUAAAUUUCCUAUGAGUAAAUAAAAUACUGGUAAAAGUAAAAUUGAAGGUAUUCCAUAAAUAAGGGAGUACUAAAAAAUACGUCUAAGGCCUUUAAUAAUAGAUAAUCAAAUUAAUUCAACUUGUAAAAAUUUAAGUAAUAAAAACUCUUUUGAUUUUAAUAAUUUUUAUAAUGGGAAGCUUGAUCAAGGAUAAAAUUAAUCACUAACAGACAGUAUUUACAAUAAUAUUUCCUUGCAAAUUACUCCAAAAAAGCAACAUUUUAAAUCAAAUAAUUAAUCAUUAGACCAUAAGUAACAUUUAAAUAAGUCUUAUGAUAUUUAUCAUCCAGUCAAUCUUUCUAAAGAAAGAAAUCAAAAUAAUUCAAGAGAUUGGAAAAGCAGAUAACAAUAUGUUAAUUCUCUUUUGAACGAAUUUUAGUCCAAAUCUAUUUCAUUUAAUAAAAUAAAAUUAUUAAACUGUCAAUAAAUAGCUCCAGUAGUUAAGUUAUAAGGAUAGAAUUCUCCUUAAGACCAUUAAAAACCUUUAAAUAAUAAAAUUCAACCUUAAAGUAAAAGAAGAGAAAAUCUUUUUUAGUUGAAAUGCAUUACUGACUCUAUUUGA